Molecule: messenger RNA, 3746 nt
Organism: Plodia interpunctella (Indianmeal moth)
Lineage: Eukaryota; Metazoa; Arthropoda; Insecta; Lepidoptera; Pyralidae
Gene: Sec6
Product: Secretory 6
Exons: 12
Coding region: 212-2467 (751 amino acids)
Biological process (GO): exocyst localization; exocytosis
Cellular component (GO): exocyst
Molecular function (GO): SNARE binding
Source: RefSeq, a predicted model, not a curated record
CUAAUUGGAUUGACUUGACAUUGACAUUCAUUUUCAUUGACAGCUCUUUCCAUUCCAUCUUUCGUAACGUAAAUAAAAAUAAAAUAAAAUACAAUAGCACAGAUUUUCUAAGAAAAAUUCAUCGGCACCGCCUCCUCUGUUGCUUCUAUCUUAAUAAAUAACAAUUUAUUCAUUAAAUAAUUAGCGGUGGCGCAUAGAGUUUAAUUUCGAAAUGAGUACCAUGGACGAGAUAGAGGAAGAAGCCAAAGCGGCGGCCGAAAAAAUGGUAAUGAAUAUGAUGCAAAGACCUGGACAACUGGAAAAGGUGGAACAGUUUAAAAAAAGGAUUACACACAAGAAAGCAUCAAUUGAGGCCCAGCUGAAGUCUGCAGUGCAAGGAAAACUGGACGGGGUCAGUGUGGGCCUUAAACAGCUGCAGGAGUGUUUGGAUGAUAUUCAGCAAAUCAGCCUCAAGAUGGACUCGCUGGAGGAGCAGCUGGCGGGCGUGCCGCGGCUGCUGGCGGCGCUGCAGGCCGUGCGCGAGGAGGACAGCCGCCACUCGCAGUACGUCACGGCCAUGGACAGCCUCAAGCACAUCUUCACGGUGCCCGAGAGCGUCGCCAAGACUAAGGACUGGAUCGCGGAGGGGAAGCUGCUCCAUGCUCAUCAGUGUCUCACAGAUUUAGAGAACUCUAGAGACGAUUUACUAUACGAACUGCACAGAUUACCGAACCAGUCCUCCCAUGACAAAAUCAUGCUGAAGGCGUAUUUCGAAGACGUCGAAAUGGUUUCCAACAUGCUCGAGAAGCAGAUAAAAUUGAUUUUAUCGCGGACUCUGAAUACCGUCCGUAAAGAGCCCACGGUUAUCGUGACUGCUCUAAGGAUUAUUGAACGGGAGGAGAAAAGGGAUCAAAUGGCAUUGCAGCAACAAAGUCAAUCGGGCUUCAUGCCACCCGGCAGACCAAAGAACUGGCGCGCAAAAGCGUUCGAAGUGCUCGAAUGUGCCGUGGCCCAACGGAUCGAAGGCACGAGGGUUGAUGAAAGAGAAGACAACAAACUAUGGUUGGUGAGGUACCUGGAGCUGACGAGGCAGUUGAUUCUGGAAGACCUGAGAGUGGUGAAGACAUUAUGCGUGCCGUGCUUCCCGCCUCAUUACGAUAUUGUCAACAAAUAUGUCAAUAUGUAUCACACAUGUUUGUCGUCCAGUUUACAAGAUGUGGUGCAAAGCGGCGUGGAAGGCAACGAAUAUGUGACUUUACUGUCAUGGGUUCUGAACACCUACCCUGGACAUGAACUGAUGGGGAACUCGGAACUAAACAUAGAUGUGUCCACACUGCCGCAACUGCUUAGCGAGGAGAUCAUGAAGAAAUUGGAGGACGAAUAUUUACAAAAAAUGCAGUCAAACUACAUGGAGUGGAUGGACAAGACACUGGAGUCAGAACAAGCGGAGUGGGGCGCCUCGCGCGCGCCCGACGUGGAGCCCCACUCCGGCGCCUUCCACACGCACGCGCCCGUGCUCAUCUUCCAGAUGAUCGACCAGAACUUGCAGGUGACAGAGACGAUCAGCAAAGACAUCACAUUCAAGGCGUUAGUUCUGAGUGUGGAGCAGGUCACAAGAUUUGGUAAUAUGUACCGGGAAGGCGUUAUCAAGUUCAAGAACUGCCACUUCGCCGACCGUUCCCGCGUCGCGUACUUCACGCACCACAUGAUAACGAUCGUGAACAACAGCGAGCAGCUGUCGCGCCUGGCGCAGCUGACGCAGGCGGCGCACUGGCCGCCCGCCAGGCUCGACCCGCAGGCCGAGGCCAAGUUCGACAACAUGCUCGCCAGCUUCCAGAAAUUGAGAGACGAAGCCGCACAAUUCCUCUUAGAAGAAGCGUUCCUAGACCUCGAGGUUCACUUCGACGACCUAUUCACAACAAAAUGGGUCCUAUCCAGCAUUCCAGUUGACACUAUAUGUAUCACGCUAGACGACUACUUCCAAGACUACAAUCAUUUGAGGGAAAAGAAUUUCGAGUAUGUGAUAAACGAGGCGCAGAAUUUGGUAUAUAAGAAGUAUAUAACGGCUAUGUUGUCGAAAAGGAUAGUUUUUAAGACUGUGGAGGAAGCGCAGCAAGCUUCGACGAAGAUAGUGAAAGAGGCGAACCAAAUUAGGUCGUUUUUCAAGAAGAUCGCACCAGAUGGCGUCAAUGUUGAUUGGCCGUUUGAAGUCAUUAGUAUGUUGGCUGAGGUGAUCCGCUGUCAAGACAUAGAAAUGCUAUCGCUGGACCUUCACGGCGUGGUGGCCAAGUGCCCGGACAUGACGGAGGAGCAGCUGGCGCGGCUGCUGGCGCUGCGCGGCGACGUGUCGCGCGCGCACGUGCGCGACAGCGUCGCCAUCGCGCGCGGCGCCCGCCCGCGCUCCGCGCUCCACGCGCACCACGCGCACCCCCCACUUUUCCAGAAUAUCACUUUCAGCGAUCGGCUGUUGGGACAUUUUGCGCUAUAGCGCCCGUCCGCGCCUGAUAAAAGGCGCGCAUCGGUAUUAUAAUUCAGUUAUAUGGUAAUCUUGUGUAUGUGUUGCGAUUUCCAAUUAAAUUUGUAGGUUACAAAUUAUGUCCGGCCGUUUCCAAUGUUCUAUUGAACAAUGUUUUUUGGUGACUUAACUCUAGUAAGCCUAUCUGUUUACUAUAGAUUGAAUAUUGUGAACGACAGAAUAUAUUAAAGUUAUAAUAGUUGUAAUAUGUAAUCGUUGAAAUGAUUUAUUCUGUGUUUUUAAUUUGAUAGUGGUACACGAAACCAUUUUUUAAAAACGUCGCGUUGUCCAUGAUUUUAUAUUUAUGUAAAUUACUAGAAUAGAAGUACAUAAGUAUAUUUUAAAGAACAUUAUAAACUAUAUGCUUAGUAUUACAUACUUUUAUUGAUAGCUUAACGAGGCCCAGUUCGGGUGGGAAUCUGGGCAUAGCUACAUAUUUUUCCUAUCAAUCGAGUAGUUCUAGACAUGGAUAAUGUAAGAGAAAACUAGAAAAGAAAUAUACUUAAAAACAUUUAAAUAUGCCUGAAUUUUUCCUCCAUUUAGUCAUGGCAACAAAUAGAAUAAAAUUCUAAGUAAGUUCCCCAUUAGAAAACCUUUGAUCCGUCGAUUUAAACGGAUUAUACUCUACGUAAAAUGGCUAAAAUGCUACAUGCGUAUCAAAGGAUUUAAAAUUUAAUUACCUGCUGGCCCGUGAGGUUUUCACUUUUGGUGUGGGAUUCUCGGGGGCUUGUUCAGUUAUUUAAUAAAUUACGUCACUUCAGUCAUCGGCACGUGACAGGCGGAGAUAAAUCUAUUUAAAUAAAUAGAUAAUAAAUCUAUAAAGAAACUAAUUAAUAAUGUUUAAUGUCAAGAGCUCCCGAUCUGUAUAUGUUAAUAAGAACGAUAAAUAAGGUUACAUUAGUUAUGAGUUUAAAGAAUUUUGUCACAUUUUGUUGUAAUUUAAAAAUAUGCUUACGGGGCAAAAAAUCGAUCUAGUUAUAACCGAUUUCUGAAAAAUUCGUUUAUUCGCCAAUAGGGUCGUUUUAUUUGUUUUAACGCGAUUAUUUUGGAAUUACAUAGCUGAUUUGAAAAAUGUAUUACUGUCUUGAAAUUCUCAUGGGAACAUAAACUUUGAGCAUAGCUUAUUUGUAAUAUUCCUUUAUGUAAUUAAAUUUAUAUUAUAAUUAUAACGUAUUUUAUAGAGUAUUCCAGAUUAUGCAUAUAUAAAGUGAUUACAAUGAUAAAAUCAUAUUAUAUUAUUCUUAUAUUAAAA